GCUAAACAAAAUCUCUACCAAAGCUGGCUACAACUGACUAUAGCUCCAAACAGUUCAAUCUGUCUAAGCAAUACUAUUUCUGAAUCAAAUCAACGACACCACUUGAAACUGAUUAGGUACUUUGGGAGCCCAAAACUAGGCACUAGAAUACGACAACAGAAAUUGGAUUGUUUUUUCUUCUUUUUGGUGUUACCACAAAGAUUUGCUGUCAUUUCCAGAAGCUUGACAUGCACGUUUUCUUUUAGGCGUUUCUUUUUGUCUUUUGUCUACUCGCUAGUUUCUUGUCCCUGUCUAACUUUUUAGGCGUUAUUUCUCUUUAGAAAAUUAGUUUUAUUUGACAAUAAAAGAUAAAAGUUUUCUUUAGCUCUAAAAAAUAAUAAAAUAUUCUAUCACUGUUUUUGUUAGAUUAUAUUCUAUAAUUGAAAUAGAAUAUAAUGAAAGAUUAUAUUCUAUAAUUGAAAUAUAAUGGAUAUUAUUCUAUAAUUGUUUUUUGUUAAAUUAUAUAAUAUAUUUAUAUGAUGAAAUUAAUAACUGUAUUUACAUACAAUAAAUAUAUUAUACCAUUACAUCAUUACAUCUAAUGGAAAAUCUCCUAAUUAAUAUAAAAGAAAUUACUAAAAUCUAUCAGAUUUGUUUCUUUCUACGCAAAAAGUUCAUAAAUUAAACGAAAACCUCUCCUGUCUUUGAGAAUUUGCUUUCAUCUGUCAUUUCGAGUUCUACAAGAUCUCUUAGACUUCCUCUGCUUCAUCACUUUCUGUGCUUCUCCAUCGAUGGCGGAUAAUCAUCCCGAGGAUGAGCCUUCUCUCUCAGUCGUCAUCCAGAAUACUUCAUCAGUGAAACAAGAUGAACUUUUCCUUUGUCACAAAAUGAGCCCUGGGAGUUGCUUUCUCCUCCCACACGGCACUCGUGUAUACAACAAGUUGAUUGAAUUCAUUAAGAAAGAAUAUUGGAAAAGGGGUUACGAAGAGGUUAUUUCACCGAAUAUUUACAACAUGAAACUCUGGGAAACAUCCAAAGAUGCUGCAAGCUAUAAGGAAAAUAUGUUUACAUUUGAUAUUGAUAAACAAGAAUUUGGGCUCAAAUCUAUCAAUGGCCCUGGUCACUGCUUGAUGUUCGAACACAGAGUUCGGUCCUAUAGAGAAUUACCCAUUAGACUGGCUGAGUUCGGAGUGUUACAUCGAAAUGAGGCAAGUGAAGCUCUUAGUGGUUUGACCCAUACCCGACGGUUCCAGCAGGAUGAUGCACACAUAUUCUGUACAAAGGAACAGGUUAAAAAGGAAGUCAAAGAUGUAUUGGAUUUUGUUGACUAUGUUUACACAAAAUUUGGCUUUACCUAUGAGCUAAAGCUCUUAACGAGGCCAGAGGAAAACACUAAAGAUUUGCAAAGAUGGGAGGAAUCUGAAAAUGAUCUUGUAGAAGCACUACAAGAAUUUGGAAAGCCAUUCACUGUAGUGAACAGGGGAGAGGGUGCAUUUUGUGGCCCAAAGAUAGACAUAACAUUGUCUGAUGCAAUGAAAAGGAAGUUCCAGUGUGCUAGUAUACAGCUCGAUUUUCAACUACCUGAUCACUUCAAACUUCGGUACUCACCCUCAGAUGAGGAAAAAAAGGAAAAUGUUAUGAUACAUAGUAAGGUGUUGGGAUCUGAGGAUAAGGAUAAAGGGGUGAGACCUGUUAUGAUACAUAGAACGGUGUUGGGAUCUUUUGAGCGUAUGCUUGCCAUAUUGUUAGACCAUUACAAAGGAAAAUGGCCUUUCUGGAUUAGUCCAAGGCAGGUCAUAGUUUGCUCUUCAUCAAACAAUGAGAAUCAUCGUUCCUACGCAGAAGAGGUGAGAAGACAGAUUCAUGACGCUGGGUACCAUGUUGAUGUUGACACAACAGACAGAAACAUCAGUGAGAAGGUGGGAGAAGCUGAGAUCGCGCAGUACAACUACAUACUAGUUGUGGGUGAUGAAGAAGUUGCGACGAGACAGGUGACUGCUCUGCUCAGAGACUCCAGCUGUUCAGACCGUUCAAAAGUCCCAAUGAUGAGCGUUGACGCUCUGCUGGAUGUGUUCAAGCUCAGGAUUGUCAAAUUUCUUUGAAAUUCAAUGGGCUAAAACUUAUUAGUUUGUUGAUCAUGUGUUUCUUUAUUGGUUUUCAUAUUGGUUUAUGUCUUUUCAGUGGAAACCUCUAUAAAUUAUGGAUAUUAUCG
Messenger RNA from Brassica napus (rape), 2191 nucleotides. RefSeq names its product threonine--tRNA ligase, mitochondrial 1-like. The record is from RefSeq and is a predicted model, not a curated record. Gene Ontology annotation, molecular function: threonine-tRNA ligase activity; ATP binding. Gene Ontology annotation, cellular component: chloroplast; cytoplasm; mitochondrion. The coding region runs from base 771 to 2081 and encodes 436 amino acids. The transcript is spliced from 13 exons. Gene Ontology annotation, biological process: threonyl-tRNA aminoacylation. NCBI's taxonomy places the organism in Eukaryota, Viridiplantae, Streptophyta, Magnoliopsida, Brassicales, Brassicaceae.